AUGGCGUCCGGCUAUGAUCGAGCAUUAUCAGUCUUCUCCCCCGACGGCCACGUCUUCCAAGUCGAAUACGCCCUCGAAGCAGUGAAACGCGGCACCUGCGCCGUCGCCGUGAAAGGGCAGUCAAUCGUCGUGCUCGGCUGCGAAAAGCGGUCCGCAAUGAAACUGCAAGACACCCGCAUCACGCCGUCGAAAAUCAGCCUCGUCGAUUCCCACGUGUGCCUCGCGUUCGCGGGCCUCAACGCCGACGCUCGCAUCCUCGUCGACCGCGCGCGCCUCGAGGCGCAGAGCCAUCGUCUUACUGUCGAGGAUGCGGUGACGGUCGAGUACAUUACCAAGUAUAUUGCGGGGGUGCAGCAGCGGUACACGCAGAGUGGAGGGGUGCGGCCGUUUGGCAUCAGCACGUUGAUCGUCGGGUUUGAUCCCGGGAGUCAGGAGGCGAGGUUGUACCAGACGGAGCCCUCUGGGAUCUACUCGGCGUGGAAAGCAAACGCCAUCGGCCGCUCCUCCAAAACCGUGCGCGAAUUCCUCGAGCGCAACCACACCCCCUCCCUCACCCGCGACCAAACCAUCGACCUGACCAUCAAAUCCCUCCUCGAAGUCGUCCAGACGGGCGCGAAGAACAUCGAAAUCGCCAUCAUGGCGCCGGGCAAGGAAAUCGAAAUGCUGGGCGCCGACGCGAUCGAGAAGAUUGUGGAGAAGAUUAAUGCGGAGAAGGAUGCGGAGGCGACGCAGAGGAGGGGCGCGAGGGGGGGUGGUGCUGCUGCUGGUGCGGCUACGGGUGCGGGUGGUGCUGGGACGGCGGCGGCGGCGAGUGCGCAGGGGCCUGAGCAGGUUUUGACGAGUAGGCCGGCGGGCGAGGGGCCGGCUGAGGAGUAG
Molecule: messenger RNA, 876 nt
Organism: Neohortaea acidophila
Lineage: Eukaryota; Fungi; Ascomycota; Dothideomycetes; Mycosphaerellales; Teratosphaeriaceae
Product: nucleophile aminohydrolase
Exons: 3
Coding region: 1-876 (291 amino acids)
Biological process (GO): ubiquitin-dependent protein catabolic process
Cellular component (GO): nucleus; proteasome core complex, alpha-subunit complex; proteasome core complex
Source: RefSeq, a predicted model, not a curated record